Chaetomium globosum CBS 148.51 is the source of this 4422-nucleotide messenger RNA. RefSeq lists its product as uncharacterized. The coding region runs from base 1 to 4422 and encodes 1473 amino acids. The record is from RefSeq and is a predicted model, not a curated record. The transcript has 4 exons. Gene Ontology annotation, molecular function: catalytic activity; nucleic acid binding; zinc ion binding. Lineage: Eukaryota; Fungi; Ascomycota; Sordariomycetes; Sordariales; Chaetomiaceae.
AUGGCUUUCGUCCCAACCAAGCGGCAAGAGGGUUCAUACGCCGAAGUCGCUCCGCACCCCACCAUCAAGGCCAGGCCAAGCGGUGUGCGCACCCUCUCCUCGCGAAACACGACGCCUUCAUCCUUUACCGACACGUUGUUCUGUACGAUCGAUACAUCUAGGGUGGAGGAGAAAGAGAAGGGAAACGUCCAGGUGGCGGACAUUAGAAAGGCAAUCGAGACAGAGGCCAGGGCACAGGAAAGCAUGGGAGACUGGCGUUGCGCUGCGGUUGUGAAGGAGGCCCGAAACCCGGACCGAGUCAGAGUAAUUUGCAGGGACGAAGGCGAGGUCCAGCUCGUCAAGGAAGCGGCAGUGAAGAUCAGUGUUCCUGGAGUGCGGGUAUUGAGAGACCAGUUGUACCCGGUGAGGGUAGACAAUGCCAACCGAACAGCGGUCCUCGAUGCGGACGGAAACAUCCUGCCGGGAGCCGCAGAGGCGCUAGGGACAGAGAACGACGUCAACAUUGCGAAGAUUGCCUGGCUCAGCAGGAAGGAUACAAGCAAGGCCUACGGCUCGAUGGUUGUCUACGUGACGAAGGGCAGCGAAGCAAGGCGACUUCUAGACGGGCGUUACUUCCAUCUCGCCGGAGAAUCCGCUUACACGACCGUUUUCGCGCCCCGGGAAGGCCCAAUCCAGUGCUACAGAUGCCAGGAGAUCGGCCAUAAGGCCUUCGCCUGCAAAAAGCCGCAAAGAUGCGGAAGGUGUGCGGAACAGGGUCACCACCACAAGACGUGUCAGUCCGUGGUCCUGAAGUGCGUGCUAUGCAGAGGACCACACGAGUCAUUUAGCAAGAACUGUCGGCAGAGUCUGCUAAACGACGAGGGACUCAAGGACUUCGCAGUGCUGGCCAUCUCCGAACCAUAUGCCAGGCUGAUCGAAGGCUCGGUGACGACGGUCCCAAUGAGUCAUCACAACUGGACGAAGCUUAUACCAACGACAAGACGAGAAACCACGUGGCCAAUUCGGAGCAUGCUAUGGGUACGAAGCGAUAUAGAGGUCGAGCAGAUUCCAGUGCCGUCGGCAGACCUCACCGCAGCACGCAUUCGGCUCCCAGAUCGGGCAGUGCUGAUGGUGUCAGUGUAUGUGGAGGGUGGUAGUGACGAAGCACUGGAAGAUGCAAUGAGGGAAAUUGACCGACUGAUUAGGAGGUUUCGAAACGGAACAGGGACGAGAACGGAUAUCAUCCUGGCGGGCGAUUUCAACCGCCACGACCAGCUUUGGGGAGGGGACGAUGUCUCACCACGGAGACAAGGCGAGGGAGACCGCAUCAUCAACCUCAUGGACGAACACUCCCUCUGCAGCCUCCUCCCAAGAGGCACGAAGACGUGGCAGUCAGGCGACAUUGAGAGCACAAUCGACCUGGUACUGGCCUCUGCAGAACUAGCAGACCAACUACUCAGAUGCACGAUUCACCCCUGCGACCAUGGCUCAGACCACAGAGCAAUCGAGACAGCUUUUGACACCACGGUGGAGGACCGUCCCAGUGAGACGAGGUUCCUCUUCAAGAACGCGCCCUGGGCGGAAAUUAGGACUAGGGUGGCAGCAAACCUCGAACGCAUCCCCUGGGACGGCAAUGUCCAGCAGCAGACGGACAGGCUCAUGGCAGCGGUAACCGAGGCGGUCUACGGCCUGACACCUAAAGCCAAGCCCUCACCAUACGCCAAGCGGUGGUGGACAACAGACCUGACACGGCUUCGCCAGACAUACACGUUUUGGAGAAACCAGGCGAGAUCUCGACGUAGGAUUGGGCAAACAGCACCAGAGCUCGAACAACGAGCCAGGAUGGCAGCCAAAGAGUACCACGACGCCAUCCGCAGACAGAAGAGUUCGCAUUGGAACGACUUCCUGGCCGAUGACGCUAACAUCUGGCAAGCAACGAAGUAUCUGCAAACCGGCAGCGGCACGAUGGGCGAUAAGAUACCCCCGCUCGUCCGACCCGAUGGCUCCAUCACGGAGGGUAAAGCAGAACAAGCGCAGGAGUUACUCACCGCCUUCUUCCCACCUUUGCCAGCGAGAAUCGAAGACGAGGGCCAACGACCUCAACGGGCGCCGGUACACAUGCCAGACCUAACAAUGGAGGAGAUAGAACAAAAGGUCCUGUCCGCUAAGCCAUGGAAAGGCGCCCGGGGAAGACGGUCUACCGGCAAUGACGGCGACAUCCCCAGCCAGUGGAGGAAUGCCAAGAUCAUCCCAUUGAAGAAGCCAGGGAAGAGCGAAUACACUCUAGCCAAGUCCUGGAGACCCAUCUCGCUGCUCUCCACGCUGGGUAAGAUACUGGAGGCAGUCAUUGCGGAGCGUUUAUCCCAUGCUGUGGAGACGUGCGGCCUUCUACCCGCCAACCACUUCGGAGCCAGGAAGAGACGCUCGACCGAACAGGCUCUCCUUCUGCUUCAGGAACACAUCUACAAAGCAUGGAGAGCUAGGAAAGUGCUCAGUCUGAUCAGCUUCGAUGUCAAGGGCGCAUACAAUGGGGUCUUCAAAGACAGGCUUCUCCAGAGGCUCAAGGCAAGAGGGAUACCUGAAUCCCUGGUCAAGUGGAUCGACGCCUUCUGCUCCAAGCGCACAGCGACCAUUGCCGUAAACGGGUUCACAUCUGGACGGCAAGAGCUGCCCCAAGCGGGUCUUCCGCAAGGAUCGCCGCUGUCUCCAGUGUUAUUCCUCUUCUUCAACGCCGACCUAGUGCAGCACAAGAUUGACGCAAACGGAGGCGCAAUUGCCUUCGUGGACGACUACACUGCCUGGGUAACGGGCCCGUCAGCGGAGUCGAACCGCACUGGAAUCCAAGCUAUCAUCGACAAAGCCCUUGACUGGGAGAAACGGAGCGGUGCGCAGUUUGAAGGCGAAAAGACAGCCAUCAUACACUUCACGAGGAACAUGGAGCGAUUUUCAGAACAACCGUUCUCGGUCAAAGGCGAAGUGGUCAAACCGAAGGAAAGUGCGAAAAUCCUAGGUGUCGUGAUGGAUCGCGAACUCCGCUACAAGCAGCACAUUGCUAGGACGGCAGCUAAGGGCCUCGCAGCCGCUCUGGCCCUGGAGAGGCUGAAGAUGCUUUCCCCGCGGACAGCGAGACAGCUAUUUGUUGCGACAGUAGCCCCGGUCAUGGACUACGCUGCCAAUGUCUGGAUGCAUGCGUGCGGGGAAAAGGCACUGAGCUGGCUGAACAGGGCGCAGAAAAUCGGGGCCCUGGCCAUCACGGGAGCCUUUCGAACCGCGGCAACAGCCGUGGUGGAAGCUGAAGCGAGCAUCUACCCCGUACGAGAACGACACGCCCAGGCGGCAGCAAGUCUGUGGAUCAACAUCCACACGCUGCCCGGAACGCAUCCCCUUGCCAUGAAGAAAGUCCGGACCACCGUACGAUUCGUAUCUCCGCUGCAGAAAAUUGCCCGUGUGGCCGAAGGAGUACGAGUUGACCGGAUGGAGACAAUCCAGGAAUACGCCGUCCCGCCCUGGGUACCUCGCCUACGACCGACGCUCGAAGCCGAUCGAGGGAAGGCGGCCGAGAUGGUCAACAAAAUUUCGGGAAUCGUGAUCGCAACCAGCUCAUCCGUAAAGAAGGGCAUUGUUGGCAUGGGCGGCCUUGCACGGGAUACUCUCUUCAACAGAACUAGCGAGACUGUGACAAACUAUGCUGUUGUUCUUGGGACAAGGGAAGAGCAGAACCCAUAUACAGCAGAGCUAGCAGCCAUCGCAAUGGCCCUGGAGAAGUUACCGGCUAGCAUCUGCCACAGGCACAUCACCGUGAUCACUAGGAACCAGUCAGCGCUGGCAGCAGUUGGACAGCCGCGGCAGCAAUCCGGCCAAAGCAUCAUACGGCAAAUCUACGACUUGGCCAGGCUGCACCGACAAAGAGGGAACUCGGUCAACUUUCUGUGGAUACCAGCGGAGAUUGACUUCGCGCUGGGGUCAGAUGCCAAGGCAGCAGCCCAGAGAGCGUCGAAGCAAGGACGCACACCCGACUCCCAAAUACCCCAGGCCAAGUCUACCGCGAUGAGGCUGGCAAUGGAAAGACAACGGGCGACAAGAGUUCUACCUGUAAGCGUGGGCAAGUUCUCAAAGGCCAUGGACGCAGCACUACCAGGCAAGCACACGCGCCAUCUCUAUGACAAGCUGAAGCGAAGGGAGGCCUGCGAUUGGGGCGGUCGAGUCAGACCUUUGUGCCUGUGGACAAGCGAGGGAAUCAGUGGAACACUUUCUUUUCCGAUGCGUGAGAUGGACAGCUCUGAGGGAAGACAUGCUGCAAUGCACAGUGGCAAGACGAGGAAGCCUCUCGUUCUAUCUGGGAGGGAAAGCGCCAUCAGAUACAAGGCAUUGGUCACCAGAUAUGAAGGCAGUCCGGGCGACGAUCAAAUACGCAAUGGCAACAGGAAGGCUGGAGCUGAAUGA